Molecule: messenger RNA, 2649 nt
Organism: Aspergillus affinis
Lineage: Eukaryota; Fungi; Ascomycota; Eurotiomycetes; Eurotiales; Aspergillaceae
Product: DUF1212-domain-containing protein
Exons: 1
Coding region: 1-2649 (882 amino acids)
Biological process (GO): transmembrane transport
Molecular function (GO): transmembrane transporter activity
Source: RefSeq, a predicted model, not a curated record
AUGUCCGAACUUCGUCGCGCCAGCCAAAUCAGCCAAAACUCCCUCAUCAGCUACCGCAGCGUAGCAUCCAGCCCCAGUCCAGAAAAUGUCGGGUCACCAGCAAGACAAAACUCACCUCAGACACCGCCGCAGGACCCAUCGCAUCCGCGAUCGUCGCCCGUUCAUCGCGUGCGUUUCGGCUCUGAUAUGAGGUUCGAGUAUGGUGAUACAGAGGACACAGAAAGUACAGAGUAUACAGAGGAGGGGGAACAAGAAGAAGAUGAGGAUGAAGGAGAGCCUGGCCCGGCGGUGGAAGAGGAUGUUGAAACCAGUCCUGGACCCCGGCUGGAGGGCCUCGGUCAUGGUCAUAUUCGCGCCCGUCAUAGAUCAUCGUCUACCCAAGGCUCUGGGUCGGUGGAUAUUACAGAAGCGGGUGGACAGCCAGGGAUUACAAACCAGCGCUCACUGAGCUGGCAUACGGAAUUGCCUCGACGUGAGGGGUCUGGAGAGACGGGGAAUGGGCGGAGAGCGUCGCUCCUGGCAAGAGUUAAUGGUAUCAGACACGCGGUGGUGGAUCGCACGAGACAGAUCGCGGCGAAAUUGGGUCGACCACCGGGGGAUGAUGAGGAUGGGAGGGUGAAGUCGACGACGGCGUUGGUCGGGUCUGAGACACCGCGAUCGGAGACGACUUCCCACGAUCUGAUGAAUGGCAGGCAGGAAGAUGAGAAAAAUGAAGGCUAUGGGCCGGAUGAUAGAAAUGGAGGUGAAACAAACGAUCGCAAUAAUGGCAAUGGGCGUUCUCGAGGCCAUCGUCGAAACCAGAGCUCAACCAGCUCCGAGGCACACAGGCUGGUGCGCGAGAUGACGAACGAACAGGCCAAUCGACAUAGUGCACAUAAUCGUGGUCACCCUCAAAUUCAACCUGAGAGCCAUGAUCUGUUGGCAGUUACCGGUGGAGGGGGCAUUCUAUCUCAUCUACUGCGGCUGAAUGCAGCUGCGAAUGUCCCAGACAAUGGUCACAAUCUUUCCUCGACCGAACCAAAUACCCCUGGAUUGUUACCGAGUAGCAAUCUUGGAACAGGGGCGAUGACUCCACGGAAAGAAAAGCGGAAGUGGUAUCACAAGCAGCACCAAAACGUGUCCACUCCGACUCUCAUAGCCAUGGGCAGCACUAUCCCGUCCAUGAAUGUCAGCGGCGCCAGCACACCUGUAUCCAGUGAGGUCUUGACGGCCGCAUCCAAACGGCGCAGUAAGCACUCCAGCGGUGCAAUGCGUCUGGAAGAUGAGAUCCAGGUGACUUUGCAGAUUGCGCAGAUCAUCGCGCGCCAGCGAUACAUCAUGCAGCUUUGCAAGGCCUUGAUGCGGUUCGGGGCGCCCACCCACCGACUUGAAGAGUACAUGCAUAUGACGGCGAAGGCACUUGACGUUGAGAGUCAGUAUCUUUAUGUCCCUGGAUGCAUGAUUAUGUCGUUCGACGACGCAGCAACUAGGACCGCCGAAGUGAAACUUGUCCGGGUCGUGCAAGGGGUCGACCUCGGACGACUGGCCGACACGCACAACGUGUAUAAGAACGUGGUGCAUGAUGUGUAUGGCAUCGAGGAGGCCAUCCACGAGCUGGAGGAGAUUAUGAACAAGAGCCCUCGGUUCAAUAAAUGGGUCAUCGUCUUGGUAUAUGGACUCGCAACCGCCAUGGUCGGUCCAUUCGCAUUCAACGCCCGCCCUAUCGACAUGCCCGUCAUCUUCUUCAACGGCUGCCUGUUAGGAGUCAUGCAGCACGUUAUCGCCCCGCGCUCCGCCCUAUACUCCAACGUCUUCGAAGUCUCAGCCUCUGUCCUGACCUCGUUCAUCGCCCGUGCCUUCGGCAGCAUUGUCACUUCAUGGCCUAAAGGCACGCCCGACCGACUGUUCUGCUUCUCCGCCAUCGCCCAGUCCUCCAUCGCCCUGAUUCUCCCUGGGUACACCGUUCUCUGCAGCAGUCUGGAACUGCAAAGCCAUCAAAUUGUGGCCGGAUCUAUCCGCAUGGUCUACGCCAUCAUCUACUCCCUCUUCCUCGGUUUCGGCAUCACCGUUGGCACAACCAUAUAUGGACUCAUCGACCCCUCCGCAACGUCAAACACGACCUGCCCAAGCGCUGGUGCCUUCCCAGACCCCUACCUCCAACGCUUUCCCUUCGUCGCCGCCUUUGCCCUCUGUCUGAUGAUCGUGAAUCAGGGCAAAUGGAAGCAAUCCCCGGUCAUGGUCGUUAUCGCUCUAGCGGGUUACAUCACCAAUUACUUCGUCACGAGGCGUCUGGGCACGACCUCCCAAGUCGCCAAUACCGUCGGCGCAUUCACCAUCGGCGUCAUUGGUAACUUGUACAGUAGACUCUGGCAUGGCCAUGCGGCGGCAGCCAUCCUACCGGGGAUCUUCGUCCUCGUGCCGAGUGGACUGGCGGCGACGGGGUCGCUGGUCACGGGCGUCGAGACGGCGGAUGAAACAAGAUCGAAUGCCACGUCGCAUGGCAGUGCGAAUCAACAGGGUCAAGGUACUGGCCCGACUCAUGAUAUUUCGGUGCAAAUAUUGGGAUAUGGCAUGGUACAGGUGGCCAUUGGGAUUACGGUGGGACUGUUUGUGGCAGCAUUGGUGGUUUAUCCGCUGGGAAAGAGGAGGUCAGGAUUAUUUAGUUUUUAG